GUGCACUCACCUCGAAACACUGCACCUCGUUCCCAAGGUCCCGUGCAGUCUCUCACUUUUCCGAGGCCAGUGUGGAGACUGCACGGACAUUUGUGGGAACUGGCACGCCCCUUCCGCAUUUCCAGUGGUGGCUGAGGCAGCUGUCCGGCUCGCCGACCCCCGGGGAUGUCCUAUCUGUGCCACUUGUGCUGAGUUGAUCGGCGAAGCUCCGUCUACAGGCUAGCCAGUCCCAGCUCUGUACGGGCGGCUGACCUUCUGAUCCCUGGCUCCAGGGGCGAUGUGACCUGGCACCGCGGCGGCGUGCCGAGCGUCCAUUACCGCCCGAUGAUGAGCCGGUGGUCUGCGUGCCAGUCGUCCCCGACCUCUGAUGACGAGGGCGGUGCGUCGGCACGCGCCCGCGCCGUCGCCGUCGGUCGCCGCCGACUCCGAGCCGUCGGUCGACGGCGGGUCAGUCGGUGGCCGCGCUCGGCUCGGCAGUGUGGCGCGGUGCGGUGCGGAUCGAGUGUAGCCAGCCAUGGUCGAGGUGCGCGGUCACAGUGUGGACCGUCUGGACGCGCGCAGCUCCGCUUCGGACGCGUCCGGCAGUGACGGCCAGAGACAGCGCGGCCGGCGCGCCCGCUCGGCCCAACGCUAUGGGGAGACCAAACCCAAGCGGCGGCACCGCUACUUCGGCUCUGCGGGCAGUUCGCUCACCUCGAUACCGGGCAAAAUCCAGCUGAGCAUGCUCAACAGCGGCCUGAUCCCCAUAGCCGAAGAAGACAAAGCGAUCCGAGCCAUUCCCAAAAAGCCGGUGGAGAAGGCCAACUUUAUCAAGUAUUGCGAGCAGCACAGGAAAUAUCCCAUCCUGUUCAAAGUCGAAUUUCAGCACGCCGGCCGGAUCGAGGCGCACCCGUGCCGCCACGGCACCAAACCGUGCAAUGAGCCCAAGAACCAGAACCACAAGAUCGUCCCCUACGACUACAACCGGGUGGUGUUGGACAUGCUGCCCGCGGAUCCCGAUCCCGUGGACGAGGCAGAGUCCGACUACAUCAACGCGUCAUACGUGGACAGUCUCCUCAAGCCGAACGCCUACAUCGUGACGCAGGGCCCCAACGAACGCACCCUCAACGACUUUUGGCGGAUGAUGUGGAAGGAGCGGUCGCCCUGCAUCGUCAUGCUCACCAAAACGUUCGACUUCAUUAAGGUGAUGUGUGUCCAGUACUGGCCCGUGCUGGUCGACCGGGAGGAGGAAUUCGGCGACAUCAGCGUCACACUGCUCAAGGAAGAGCAGCUCGCCAACUUUGUCAUCCGCACCAUCAAGCUCAAGAAAGACGGCGAGGAGCGGACUGUGCUGCAGUUCCACUACACCGAGUGGCCCUGUCACUCGUGCCCCUUCUCCAACGCCAUCCUGGAGUUCCGCCGGCGCAUCCGCAUCUGUCUGCGCCACCGGUCGCCGGACCUGGACGGACCGAUCGUGGUGCACUGCAGUGACGGCGCCGGCCGGUCGGGCGUCUUCCUGGCCAUCGACGCCAACAUCGAGCUGGCAGAGGAGGACGGCGUGUUCGACGUCUACGGCUACCUGAAGAAGAUGCGCCAGUCGCGCCGCGGGCUCAUCGAGACCAUCGACCAGUACAAGUUUGUGUACGACACGCUGGAGGAGUUUGUCACCUGCGGCUACUCGUCGUUCCCCGUCUCGGAGCUGUCACAGCGACUGAAAGAGAAGGCCGUCAAGGGCCCCGACAAGCUCAACGACUACCAGCGCGAGUUCAACCAGAUCUGCCGCCAGGUGCCCAAGUUCACCAUCGGCGACUGCGCCGGCGGCCACCGCGCCGACAACCGCCACAAGAACCGGGACGUCAUGAUCGUGCCGCCCGACAACUUCAGGCCGUACCUGACCUCAUUCCAAGGCACCAGCGCCACCGACUACAUCAACGCCGUGUUUGUCGACGAGUACAACCGAGCGCGCGAGUACAUCGUCACCGAGUGGCCGCUGCGCUCGACCCAGAGCGACUUCUGGAGCCUGGUGUACGACCACGACUGCAACUCGAUCGUGGUGCUCACCAGUCCUGGCGACAGUUCGAGCUUCCCCCACUUCUGGCCGGAGAGCACGCGCUCCAAAAAGUACGGCGCUGUGUUCACAGUGGAGCACAUAUCGCACCAGCACUACCAGAACAUCAAGUCCUGGAUCUUCAAAAUCAACAAAAAGGAGAUCGCGCCCUACCGUAAGACCAUCUCCACCAACGUGGAUCCGCAGCAGGGAUCACAGAUCGUCUCGCUGACGGAGCUGAUGGCCGGUGUCAAGGCUGAGGUGAAGACGUGCCAGCUGUUCCAGCUGACCUGCUGGCCGGCCGGCUACAAGGUGCCCACCUCCACCAACGCGCUCGUCGAGCUCAUGAACAUGGUGGAGCGGUGGCGGCAGCGCUCCGGCUACGGGCCCGUCGUCGUUGUGUCGCCUGACGGCCAGUGCCGUGCGGGCGUGUACUGCGCGGCCAACGCGUGCAUCGAGCAGGUGAUCCAGCACGGCGAGGUGGACGUGUUCCAGGCGGUCAAGACGGUCCGCCGCCACCGGCCGCAGCUCAUCUCAAACAUGACCGAGUACAAGUACUGUUACGACUUGGUGUUACACUACGUGCUGCACUACCUGAACCAGGAGGCGAGCGGCCACUGAGCGCGGUCGGUCCGUGUGACGGUCGGUCAGGCCGGGCGGGGCCGGUGUGUGACUGUGGUCUGUGGCCGCGGCAUCCAGUGAGCACAACUGCGCCGGCCGGUGGCUGAUCGGACUGUGAUUGUGCCGUGUGACGGCCGCCGUCGUCGGACGCCCGCGGGCAGCGGGGACGUCCUCCGGCGCAGUCGGCCCGCCGAGUGAGAGAGACAAACAGCACGCGGCCGGCAGGUCCCGGCGCGAAAUAACCGGCUUCGUAGUGGGCAGACGGGCGUGGGCUUAUCUGAAGUAACAGCUCGGUAUCUGAGUAUCUGUGACUGACCUGUAUCGCUGUAGGGGCGGUAUCUAACGUCGUGACGGAGAAAACGUGUCGCCUUAUACUGUACCUUUGAGAUCUGUUCACGUGAGAGCGAGUGUGGCGCCCUCGCGUGGUCACCCGCGGUGGGUGUGUGACGGCGGUUUUAUCCGCCCUGUGCGACUCCGCUGGACGGAGGUCCUGCACAGUGGAGACUCGCGCCGGCCAGAGCUUGACAGGCCCGAUUAGCCAUUACAUUGUGAUGCUAUUUUAGAGCAAGAGAUUCAUAUACAUAAGAUAGGGUGUAUGUUUAAGCGGGGGAUGCCGCAGUGGGUCGAUCCACCCUCCACGUCCGUUUAAGGUGCGAUAUUUUACGACUGUUACAGAUCUAAGUUGGGGCGGUAUUUGUAUACCGUGCCUUCCGGAGCUGGUAGGCGGUAGGGGCGCAGCUGGGGCCGUGGCGGCAGCUAUGGCUGACAGUGUAACCUGUGCCCGAGUGUCCUGUGUAUCUGUCAGACCGUCCGUCUCGGCCGGGACUCCCAAUGGGCGACUCUGACUCCCAGGUCUGGUGGCCUGACGCUCGGCAGUGGUCAGCAGAUGAUACAGAGGGGUCCGCCACCGGUCCGCGGCGUGGGCUUUCCGAGCUGCCGUACACAGAGGGCGUCACUGAGCGGCCGCUUCCGACAGAGCCCGUAUCCGAGCCGGGGUGCAAUGUUUUCGGAGGACGCCGACUGACCUGUUUUGUACGGUGAAUGACGAGAAUGCAAUAUACGACGGAUGGUA
Amphibalanus amphitrite is the source of this 3719-nucleotide messenger RNA. RefSeq names its product receptor-type tyrosine-protein phosphatase S-like. Gene Ontology annotation, biological process: protein dephosphorylation. The record is from RefSeq and is a predicted model, not a curated record. Gene Ontology annotation, molecular function: protein tyrosine phosphatase activity. Bases 515 to 2647 code for a protein of 710 amino acids. The transcript is spliced from 16 exons. NCBI's taxonomy places the organism in Eukaryota, Metazoa, Arthropoda, Thecostraca, Balanomorpha, Balanidae.